Molecule: messenger RNA, 1575 nt
Organism: Pestalotiopsis fici W106-1
Lineage: Eukaryota; Fungi; Ascomycota; Sordariomycetes; Amphisphaeriales; Sporocadaceae
Exons: 4
Coding region: 1-1575 (524 amino acids)
Biological process (GO): adenylate cyclase-activating G protein-coupled receptor signaling pathway
Cellular component (GO): plasma membrane
Molecular function (GO): G protein-coupled receptor activity
Source: RefSeq, a predicted model, not a curated record
AUGGCUUCACACCUUCCCGCCGACGGCAGCACGCUCGCUCCGCUGCCCAAAACCGUCCGAAACGGUCUGAUUGCUGUCACAACCUUGGCUUUGCUUUCUUUUGUGUCGACUGCGCUUCUCGUCCUCUACAUUACAUAUCGCCUGAUCAAAUGGGACGUGGUUGUAAAACAGACCAAGCAACAAAAUAUUGACGACGCGGCGACGCGGCAGACUGAAGUAGAUGGAACAAAUGAUCUGUCUCUCGGACUCGAGGAGCGGCACUAUGUUUUCCUCAAGGCAAAAUUCCCUUCGCCACCGAACAGCGAGCCCCCGACACCACGAUUCGAGAAAGAACAUGGACAUCAUGAGAUCAAGGACAACAGAUGGAACCCUGUGCUGAUGCUCAUUUAUAAUUUGCUCUGUGCAAAUCUGAUAGAAGCCAUGGCAUUUUUAUUGAGUGGUAAGCAGCGCUCGGUCUUGUUUUCCACUCCCUCUUGGGGCAUCUUGGCAACGUGUAUCGAUCGCCUUGUGCAGUACCUUGACGACCUUCGUGCAAAUGGGCAGCUGAGGAUGAGAUUGCUGAUCUCGAUUUCUGUAGUGGUAUGGGUCAAGGAAGACGGCAUUUUCGUGCCCACUGCUGCUUGCUGGGCCCAGGGUUGGUUUAUGCAGGUCGGAAAGCUUGUGUGUAGUGGAAUGUUAGUUCUCAUUAGCGUCAAUACGUAUACUACGAUUGUAAAGGGUUACAAACUACCCCGCAUGCUCAUUUAUAUCUUGACGGGAACUGUAUGGGUCAUUGCUUUCGCAUUCCCUCUCAUCAGUAUCCUGAGCACGCAUAACGGGGCAGACCAUGGCGGUUUCUACUCACGAGCUGGUGCCUGGUGCUGGGUUAACCCGAAGUACACCGUGUAUUCGCUCUGGCUUGAAUAUUUCUGGAUUUUCGUCGCCAUGGCCGUUACGGUGUGUCUUUUGAUGUGGGUGUUGUUCUCGCUUCAACGGAAUAACCAAUCAGCGCGGCAUUUCCCACAAGUCCUCUGCGAUUCCAUGGAGGCGAGGGAGAAGAACGAGCCACCUAAGCCGUCUGGUCAUCAUCCAGCAUUUCUCAUUUAUCAGAUCAUCUACAUUAUCUGCACUGCGCCUCUAGCCAUUAGUCGAAUGGCUGCAAUGACUGGGACAAAGCCGGGGUGGGUCUUUUACGGUAUUGCUGGCGCAAUGAUUGCGUCUCAUGGCUGGUUGAAUGUUCUUUUGUGGAGUACUACUAUCAUCUUCAUUGGCGACCAUGAUAUUCGAGAAACCGGUUUGGAAAAGUUUGCGUUCUUAAGAACGCCUCAAAGAGUGUAUGGCAACAUGGUAAUGGUUCAGGGCGGUAACGAUACGGAUGGAAAUUCAGCACGAUGUUGGUGGCCGCCACGCCAAGUACUGAACGCCGCGGGUGCAAGCGUGCCCUCAAGUCAACAUGGCCGGCAUGGAAGUCAGGAGUCGCUUCGAAGAAGUCGUUCUCUAGAUCAAAGUGUUAUCGAGGUGGAGAUUGAGGCCAAGGUCGUGGUGGAAGAUGUCAAGCAUAGCUAUCCCGACCAAGGGAAGGAGAGUGCCACAUGA